Molecule: messenger RNA, 2634 nt
Organism: Diabrotica balteata
Lineage: Eukaryota; Metazoa; Arthropoda; Insecta; Coleoptera; Chrysomelidae
Source: the annotation of a GenBank genome assembly
AUGGAGGAGGAUGACGAGGACACCUCCUCUUUAUCAAAAGCUCCAUCCACAGUUACGCUAACACCACAAAACGUCCAUUCUCUGUCCGACCCGAAACCAGAACAAAAAGAACAAAAAAUACCACAAUGCCACAUCAUAACGCAACAAGCUAGCGGCGAUUCGAACGAGUCUGAAUCUGAGUCGAUAUCAACGAAAGCAUCGCCUCGUUACUCAUUAUUAUCUAAGAGUCCACAUUCUAGCUCAUCCCAAGAAGAUUAUGAGCCAGAUACCAAAUAUAAAGGUCAAUAUUUGUCCGCUUCAAUGAGAACCUGUACUACUAAAAGCAUGGAAAGCUUACGAGCCUCUCCCAAAGGUUUUCUAUCAUCCAGUGAACGCGAUGUUAGAAGAAUAUAUCUAGAAACUACAGAAACGAAAUCUUUGGAAAGCAUCGAACGAGAAAUGAAACUAAAAAGACACGCAGUUAGUGGUGAAGCUUCUCUAGAAACGACUGGCAGCGAAGACACUUUUACAGCAGAAAGAAAACGAGUAUUAUGGUCUGGUAAAAUGAGAAUACCUCAACAUCUUAGCUUACCACCGCCUACAGGUUAUUUAAGUCUUAGUCCAGGUGAUCGCAGACUUACAAUUCUGUCACCACAUUCUCCCCAUAAGAUGCCGGACUACUUUACUACAGGUACCUUGAAGUCACGCAGAAAGAAAGCUGGAGUAUUGCCUAAACUACUGUUGCCCCGCAGCGAUUCUGAUAUAAGCGAAGUAUUUUCAGAGCAGGGACUUGAUUUUGAUGUUGAAAAUGGCGCCAGUCCAGGUAGAAGUCCGUUGGAUGGAGCAGCUUCUCCAUCCGCUGGAUUGGUUCUCCAGAAUCUUCCUCAAAGGAGGGAGAGUUUUUUAUAUAGAUCUGAUAGCGACUUUGAAAUGUCGCCAAAAUCCAUGUCUAGGAAUUCUUCAAUUGCCAGUGAAAGGUUCCGGGAGACAGAAAACAUUUUGGAAAGAUCCCAUGGAGAAGACCUUAUCGUCACACCGUUUGCACAAAUUCUUGCCAGUUUACGGAGCGUACGCAACAAUUUCCAGUGUCUCACCAAUGUGCCCCUUAACAAGUCUAGACGUUCAUCUGGAGCGGCUGGUUCUAGUUCAGCCCAAUCAAAAAAUUUAAACCCUGGAGAUGAAGCUUAUAUGAAAUUGGCUAUGGAAACCAUGGAAGAGUUGGAUUGGUGCCUAGAUCAACUAGAAACUAUACAAACCCAUCGAUCUGUCUCCGACAUGGCUUCCCUAAAGUUUAAACGUAUGCUGAAUAAGGAGCUGUCUCAUUUCUCCGAAUCUAGCAAAUCUGGCAAUCAAAUAUCGGAAUAUAUCUGCUCCACUUUCCUAGAUAAACAACAAGAAUUGGACCUACCCUCCCUUCGUGAUGAAGUCCCUGAGCUCCCAAAACCCACUCAACGCAAAGAACGCGUCCGAGGACCGCAUUCUACCAUGUCUCAAAUAUCAGGUGUUAAUCGUAAACCACUUUGCCACACUAAUUCUUUUACCGGCGAGAAGUUACCUUUGCACGGCAUUGAAACACCUUACGAAGAAGAAUUGGGUAAAAGUUUAAUUAUGAUAGAUCAAUGGGGCAUCGAUAUUUUCCGCAUCGGAGAGUUAAGCAACGGAAAGCCCUUAACCUGUGUAGCUUACACGACCUUUAACAAUAGAGACCUCUUGAAGACAAUGAACAUCCCUCCGAAGACGUUUAUAACUUUCAUGAUGACCUUAGAAGACCAUUAUGUGAAAGAAAAUCCUUUCCACAAUUCUCUGCAUGCAGCGGAUGUGGCUCAAAGUACACAUGUUCUACUGAAUACUCCUGCAUUAGAAUCUGUAUUUACACCGCUAGAAGUGACAGCAGCUCUAUUCGCAGCGUGCAUUCACGACGUAGACCAUCCUGGACUUACCAAUCAAUUUCUAAUUAAUUCUAGUUCUGAGUUAGCCCUUAUGUAUAAUGACGAAAGCGUACUAGAGAAUCAUCACUUAGCUGUUGCCUUUAAAUUACUUUCUAACGAUGGUUGCGAUAUUUUCUGUAAUAUGACCAAAAAACAGAGACAAACUCUUAGGAAGAUGGUCAUAGACAUGGUUCUUAGUACUGAUAUGUCCAAACAUAUGACUCUUUUAGCUGAUCUAAAGACUAUGGUAGAAACGAAAAAAGUAGCUGGUUCAGGGGUACUUCUUUUAGAUAAUUACACAGAUAGAAUACAAGUUUUGGAAAAUUUAGUGCACUGUGCAGAUUUAAGUAAUCCUACCAAACCUUUACAUCUCUAUAGACGUUGGGUAGAUCUCCUCAUGGAAGAAUUUUUCCAGCAGGGAGACAAAGAAAGAGAAGCCAAAAUGGACAUCAGUCCCAUGUGCGAUAGGCAUUCAGCUACAAUAGAAAAGACCCAAGUUGGUUUCAUAGAUUACAUAGUACAUCCCUUAUGGGAAACUUGGGCAGACCUAGUGCAUCCUGACGCUCAGGAUAUUUUGGACACCUUAGAAGAGAACCGCGAUUGGUAUCAAAACGCUAUACCACCAAGCCCCCCUCCAGAAGAGACUCCCGAGUCCCAGCGACCAGGCAUCAGAUUCCAAGUUACUUUAGAAGAAGGCGAAGGGGAAUCUGAAGAAGGUCCGAUGUGA